AUGUCCCGGUAUCCUGGCCAAGCAGACCCGCCGACUGCGAGCAGUGACGAGGAUUUGCUCCGGCAGUCUGAUGAUGAGGCUCAUUCGGCGAGUCUCUCCCUGGCAAGUUCCAGCCCGCCACCAGCGUCGGCGUCGGACCAGGAUCUGUUCCAGGAAGAUGACUGUCUGCAACAUGAAAGCCAGGGUCUGUUAUCUGACGACGGGGCGAAUCAACAAGAAGAUCCUGGUGGCCGUUCGGAGUGGAACCAGGGUCGAAACACAGGACACUGGAUUUCUCGGCAGGCCCCGUUGCUUGAGCAGGGCCAGGUGCUACUGGUGAACGCAGUUCGGAACUGUGGUCGGUUGUCCGUUGAGCUGCUCAGGCGUGUUUCGUCGGCAUUGGAUGUGCCAAGAAGACAGGCAUCGCAUGCCCAAGCUCUGGCUGCACACCUUCUCGGUGUUUCAGUGUCGCUGUUGAAGCGAACGGUGCAGCUGGUGGACGUAAACGGUGGGCAGCCAACAGGGAAGGAGCCUGACAACCACCCUGAUGUCAGCGUUGUUCACCAGCAGCGUCCAACCUGGCGGCAAGAAUGUGAAGUCACUGUACGCCUGGCACUGGGAUGUGCUUAUGAGCGCCAGGGUCAAAACUCCUUCGAAAGGGCAGUCGCUCGACACCUUCAGGCCCAGCAGGCGUCUGGCAUCCCUGGUCAGUGUCAGCUUCAGGGUCUGGCGCUGACGGGCUUCUACGACGAGGCGAUCUACUGGUCGGCCAGGGUCCUUCAGGAGAUGGAUGCGCUUCAGUGGUCGGAGCCUCUGAACGGCUUGGGUAUCCCUAGCGACUUCGCUCUCCUGAUUGACCCUGUCAACAUGGAUGCAGGUGCCUUCAGCCGUCAGUACAGUCUGGCGGUCGUCGCCUUGUGUAUAUGCUCCCCGUCGACUGGCGGCCUUGUGGGCCCAAUGGUCGGGGCGGAAAUACUGCCAUUUGGUGGGCACAACUUUGAGCCUCUGCAGGCGCUCAUCCAGAAGAUCCUGGACUCGCACCCCGCUGGUUUGGGUCUGCAUUCGCUUCGGGGUCGUUGUGCCUGCGUCGGAGGAGACGGACAAAUCGUUCGAGGUGGCUCGGCAGCUGCCCAUGGAUCCUCCGGCGUCGCAGAGCGCUUAUGGCAAACCAUUCACGAGGACGGCCUCAGCGGUCUGUUUCUGGAGUGGGAGGCAACUGCAUGGGACAGGUUUCAUGUUGCGGAUAUUUGCCUGUCCAGGGCGGUUCGUUCCAGCCCGUCAGCGUCGGAAGUUUUACAAAUUGUGGCGGAGCUGGACACCUUGUUCGGCGUCGGGGAAGGCAAGGUCCUGUUCGAGAGCGUCGCCAACAGGGUCGGCAUUCCCUUCGUCAAGCUUCCGAGACUGAGUGGGACCAGAAAAAUGGUGUACCUGCGUCUGAGUCUGGUGAAGAACUUCAAGCUCAUAGUGCUUUGCUUGCACGCCAGGAUCCAUUGGAAGCACGAAGGCAAGGGCUCAGCCACUUUGGAGCGCCUGCUGUCUGUGAGCCGCCGAGUCACAGACAUCAGCUUUGAGGCAGUGUCGCCCUACGUCCUCAUUUCCCAGAAGCUGAUAGUGAGACUGCAGGUGCCCCUCUGGACGAAUGCAAGAUUGGAUUCCAACUGGCCUUACCACAUGCCCCGAUACCAGCUGGUUACACGCGAGGAGGCCAGCCAGCAACAAGGUGUUACGAACAUCUUCAGGGUCCAUGUUCGUGAUCGCAGGGCUAGCUCUUGCCCGCAUACUGACGCAGAUGGUUUGGUGGCGUGGCGCCGCAGGGGUGCGUGCCCUUGCUCAUGGACAUCCAGAUGCAAGGUUCCACUGGGUGUCUAUGAGUCGCAUCGUCACAUCCUGGAAGGCCUAGCGGCAAUGCGUCAAUUUGUCAUCGACAGCAUCGGUCAGCUGUCUGAAGGCCUGACAAACAAAGCCUACAAUGCCGAGAUGCUGCAAGUCCUGGACGCCUGUGAUGAUUGCUUCGAUUGGGGGUUCCUCUGCUUCCAGCGUCCUCUCAAGCGUCACGCGGACGCCUUCCGCAAUGUGUUGGGCAUGUUGAAGCCCUUCUUGCAGCAUUCGCUCUGGCCACCAGCGUCAGCGUCUGACUAUGCCCUGGUCAAGAGGACAUGGGACCUGCCAGAGAAUGUUCUGCUGCUGCAAUAUGGUUGGCUUUGUGAGAGAGUCCGAUGCACGGCUUCCCUAGCAUUCCGGCGUCAGGGCUGGAGCGGAAGCUUUGACGGCAGCAAGCAAAAGACGGCGCCGGAGGAGGUUGUGCAGACUGCGGUGGCAGAAUGGUUCGUCCUGCAGUCCGUCAGCGUGAGAUCGCUCUAUGUGCUGGGCAGCGUCGAGGCGUUGGUCGGGAAGAAGAUCAGGAGCCCAUCCGUCAGCGUCGUCUCACUGAAGAAGAUUGCUUCGGCCAUCUCUCUUUUCUGUGGGUCAGUUGCCGGUUCGACUUUGCCGGCUUCAGCUUACGAGGUCUUCCAGCUGUCGCCCUCCUGCCAUGUGCUCGGUGGUGAUUAG
Molecule: messenger RNA, 2529 nt
Organism: Symbiodinium sp. CCMP2592
Lineage: Eukaryota; Dinophyceae; Suessiales; Symbiodiniaceae
Source: the annotation of a GenBank genome assembly